AGUUCUGGAGCUUUGUCCUCCCAAGGAGUUGGGGUAAGAAUCUUCCACCGGGCACCUGCCAGAAUGAUGAACUGUAAGUCCAACUCGUUGACUUGCCUCCAAGGAGGAAAACCGGGGAUGCCCGUCGCUGCCACCACGGACUCCACCGCCACCUUGAAUAAGCUAGCCCUGGCCACGGGGGGCACCGAGAAGUCGUGGUACCGUUGCAUCUUCCCCUUUGGCAUCGUUGCCUUGGUGAUCGGCAUCGCCGCCACCUGCAUCACCUUCACCAUCAAUGGGCCCCAGAUGGACAUUGCCAAGGUGGUCUCGGUGGCCACCUUGAUUUUUGGAGUCGGCCUCUUGGUGGCCGCGUUGGUCUGCUGGCGGGCCAAACGAGAGCGUCAACGGAAGAAGAAGCAGGAAGAGCCCCUUCCCUUAGAACCAGCCCACCCUUGA
Messenger RNA from Pseudonaja textilis, 435 nucleotides. The record is from RefSeq and is a predicted model, not a curated record. NCBI's taxonomy places the organism in Eukaryota, Metazoa, Chordata, Lepidosauria, Squamata, Elapidae.